AUGAUUUUUCAUAAAUAUUUUCUUCUAUCAGUGGCUCACUUUAAAGAAUACCAAGUUAUUGGCCGUCGUUUGCCAACUGAAUCUGUUCCAGAACCAAAGUUGUUCAGAAUGAGAAUCUUUGCCUCAAAUGAAGUUAUUGCCAAGUCUCGUUACUGGUAUUUCUUGCAAAAGUUGCACAAGGUUAAGAAGGCUUCUGGUGAAAUUGUCUCCAUCAACCAAAUCAACGAAGCUCAUCCAACCAAGGUCAAGAACUUCGGUGUCUGGGUUAGAUACGAUUCUAGAUCUGGUACUCACAACAUGUACAAGGAAAUCAGAGAUGUCUCUAGAGUCGCUGCCGUUGAAACCUUAUACCAAGACAUGGCUGCCAGACACAGAGCUAGAUUUAGAUCCAUUCACAUCUUGAAGGUUGCUGAAAUUGAAAAGACUGCUGACGUCAAGAGACAAUACGUCAAGCAAUUUUUGACCAAGGACUUGAAAUUCCCAUUGCCUCACAGAGUCCAAAAAUCCACCAAGACUUUCUCCUACAAGAGACCUUCCACUUUCUACUGA
This is a messenger RNA of Saccharomyces paradoxus, 549 nucleotides long. It is a transcript of the gene RPL20A, whose product is annotated as 60S ribosomal protein eL20. The record is from RefSeq and is a predicted model, not a curated record. Gene Ontology annotation, biological process: translation. The coding region runs from base 1 to 549 and encodes 182 amino acids. Lineage: Eukaryota; Fungi; Ascomycota; Saccharomycetes; Saccharomycetales; Saccharomycetaceae. Gene Ontology annotation, cellular component: cytosolic large ribosomal subunit; ribosome. The transcript has a single exon. Gene Ontology annotation, molecular function: structural constituent of ribosome.